GAGCCCAGCCCCUAUAGGAAUAUCAUAGUAACAGCUUGUGAUGUGAUCGCAUGCUGAUGACAGUUAGUGAUAAUGGGAGGUAACUAGGAGGUUGUGAUUCAUCCAGCUGUGUGAACACGAAUAGGACAGACUGUUUUGGAGAUGAACGAUGGGAAAACAAACACUGUGGAACCCUGUUAAGACAACCUGAGCUUCAUUUUUUUUUUUACAAAACUGGAAUCUGUUUCUGUUGAUUCAAAUGGAGCUGAGAAGAGAUUUCAGCCUGACUUCAGUGCUUUACUGCUGCUGGAUCUGCAUGAACUCCGUGCUGGCUGAAGACUGGACUCGUGUUCACACUGAGGACGAGCUCUUCAGGAGCUUGUUUGGCGGCUACAGCAAGUGGACGCGUCCGGCGCGAAACAUCACCGACGUGGUCAUCGUCAAGUUCGGCCUCUCGAUCGCACAGCUAAUAGACGUGGAUGAGAAAAAUCAGAUGAUGACGACCAAUGUGUGGCUGAAACAGGAAUGGACUGACUAUAAGCUGCAGUGGAGUCCGUCCGACUUCGACAACGUGACGUCCAUCAGAGUCCCUUCUGAGCUCAUCUGGGUGCCGGACAUCGUGCUGUACAACAAUGCAGACGGAGAGUUCGCCGUCACCCACAUGACCAAGGCCCAUCUCUUUCACACCGGUCGUGUCCGCUGGGUGCCCCCGGCCAUCUACAAGUCCUCCUGCUCCAUCGACGUCACCUUCUUCCCUUUCGACCAGCAGAGCUGCAAGAUGAAGUUCGGCUCCUGGACGUACGACCGCGCCAAGAUCGACCUGGAGCCCUUCGAGAACACGGUGGACCUGAAGGAUUACUGGGAGAGCGGAGAGUGGGCAAUAGUCAACGCCGUGGGCACCUACAACACCAAGAAAUAUGAUUGCUGCCACGAGAUCUACCCCGACAUCACCUACUAUUUUGUCAUCCGCCGCCUCCCGUUGUUCUACACCAUCAACCUCAUUAUCCCUUGCCUCCUCAUCUCCUUCCUAACUGUUCUGGUCUUCUAUCUCCCGUCCGACUGCGGCGAGAAGAUCACGCUGUGUAUCUCCGUGCUGCUGUCGCUCACCGUCUUCCUGCUUCUCAUCACGGAGAUCAUCCCGUCCACGUCGCUGGUCAUACCGCUGAUCGGGGAGUAUCUGCUCUUCACCAUGAUCUUCGUCACGCUGUCCAUCGCCAUCACCGUGUUUGUGCUGAACGUGCACCACCGCUCGUCGGUGACUCACACCAUGCCGCGAUGGGUUCGGAGGCUUUUCUUGACGACGGUGCCACGAUGGUUGUUCAUGAAGCGUCCAGAACAUGGUGUCAGGCCUGUAAGGCGGCGCCACCUGACUGAUAAACUCAUCACUGUCCGGACUCCAGGCCCCUCCUACAGCUCGUCCACCUGGGCCACUCAGGAGUCUGACAUCGAUCUCCAUGGUUACCAGGGCGAUGAUAACGGUUGCCACAGCAGCCACCAGCUGGACUCCUUGGAUGCUGGAGAUGAAACUCACUACUGCGAUCUCCACGGUUACAAAAACACAGAUAAUUUGGUAGCCAGUCGGCCGAGGAUUUCUCCCCUCUCUCCUCCUUUCCCUCCAUCUCUCGGCUACAUUUUCCUCCCACAGAGACAUUCCUCACUCAGCUUGGACUGGGACACCCCUCCUGUGGAGCAUGGUUCAAUCCAGAGCCCCUCUUUUCUGUCUCCUGCGGUGGUAUCGGCCCUGGAGGGGGUGACAUACAUCGCAGAGCAUCUCAGAGCCGAGGACGCAGACUCCUCGGUGAAGGAGGACUGGAAGUAUGUCGCCAUGGUUGUAGACCGGAUCUUCCUGUGGAUGUUCAUUAUUGUGUGUCUGCUGGGGACAGUCGGACUCUUCCUGCCUCCGUGGCUAUCUGGGAUGUUUUAGAACCAAACUAAACAUAAAAAAACUAUUAAAUGAAUAAAUAAAUUGUGUCUAUAUGUAGAGAAAGAGAUCAAUCAGUCACAAAAACUUAAGUUUCCUAGGAAGGACAAGAACAUUUUUCACCCGAUUUGUUUAAUUUGAAAUUUCAAUAUCAAUUAAUCUGCCUUUUUGCUUGAUAGAUGCACAAAUGAUUUAGAAUUUAACUACAUUUAAACAAGUGGAUUAAAACUUCCUUUGUGUACUUUCUUAUACUGUAUGCAUCUUUUGAUUUCAGGAGAAUAUAGUUUUCUUUGAGUCUUUGCCGUUAUGAAACGUUUUCAGCUGCAGAGUGAAUGAGGACACUUGAACAGACAUCCAAUUAUCAAUGAUUCAGAGAAGAAGAGAGGGAAGAAUGAGGCCCUUAAUAGCUAUUAAAGCCUUGAUUGGCUAAUUACACUGAAUGAAAGUAGCUGUCAAUCAUAAGAUAUAUGCCUUCUCUUGGGUCUCCUCCAUUAUCACCAACAUGAUAUAUUCAGGUCAUCAAUACAGCACUUUUCUCAAAAGUAAUCCCCUUAAAUUGCCAUUAAAAGUAAUCCCUUUUAUUUGACCUUUGGCGGGCCUCAAUUCAAACAUGCAAUAACAUGAAGAAGACACAAUAGAAAAUCAAUAUUCAUCCCAAAAUUCAUGUACAAUGCUACUAUAGCUGCUAUAUUGUUUUGAUGCUAAAUUAGCCUGCAUGAUUGGCAGGAGUAUGUAUAUGAUGGGAUUUGGAUAUAUAAUGUGUUUUCUCCACUUUCUGUACACAAUUUGACAUUUGAGUCAUAAGAUUAUGAUUAUCCAGUGACUUGCAAUGAUGAUACGGAAAGGGCGUUUUAUCCAUAAAAAGGGCAAGGCUCAUAACAUUCAUAGAUUUCUUGGCUGCAUUCACAGAAAUGCAAUUUCCAAAAAUAAAUGCAUAUUGUAUAACAUCCUCUCAAUGGUAAAUAGCUGACAUGUGACUGAUGAACUUGUUGGCUGUAACAGGGAUCAAGAAGAGUCUGUCUGAAGUGUGGUUUAGUGCUAGUUGUAUAAGUCUUAUAUCACAAAAGUCUGCGUCAGCACCUUGUUGGAGAAUAACACGAUUCAAUGUUUGGUCAAGUCCAAUAAAAAAGAAAAUUUGUUGGAUGUCAUACACACAAAUAAUUGGCCAUGCUGCUGUAAUUGGCAUGAUUUUUCAGAAAGGAUAAAAAUUGUUUGUACAAUAAACAGAACACUGGACAAUAAA
Molecule: messenger RNA, 3143 nt
Organism: Sebastes umbrosus (honeycomb rockfish)
Lineage: Eukaryota; Metazoa; Chordata; Actinopteri; Perciformes; Sebastidae
Product: neuronal acetylcholine receptor subunit alpha-2-like
Exons: 8
Coding region: 239-1903 (554 amino acids)
Biological process (GO): monoatomic ion transmembrane transport; chemical synaptic transmission; nervous system process
Cellular component (GO): postsynaptic membrane; neuron projection; synapse
Molecular function (GO): acetylcholine-gated monoatomic cation-selective channel activity; transmembrane signaling receptor activity
Source: RefSeq, a predicted model, not a curated record